AUCCUGAGGACAGCAAGAUGUCAGAGCACUUGCGAAAAACGGAAGUGUAUUCUUAUUUUAGGGGUUGCUUUAAGUUGUUUUUAUGUUGACCAUGCUGAAUACGUGGUACCCAAGUAAGAGUCAAAUAAAGAAAACACAAGGAUUCCGAGACAAGGGCCAAAAAAGGACUUAUUAUCAGAUCACGGGGGUCGGGGCCUGUACCCGAGGGAGCCGUAUUUCCUCCGCCUCGGGCUCGUCAGAGUCGUGAAAGAAGAAAAAGGAUUCUGCUAGUCUGUGAGCAGGAUGUUAUGGAACAGACUGUGUGUAUUGUCCCGAGGAGCUGUGUGAAUGGGCACAGUGUGACACCGAAGGACUUAAUCUCCCCUCUACACUUUCAGGAACCUCUUCCCACUGUAUUCAGUAUGCUGCACCCUCUGGAUGAGAGUGGUGUGCAGACCUACAGGUCUGUUCGAGGCUGCCUGUGUGCAAUACAUCUCUGACAGCACCAUGAAAAUCGUCUUCUUCAACUGCAAGCCCUCCAUAGUUAUAUGACACCGUGCAGGGCAUACACUCAGUCACUCCAGAUCUUUCUGACUACACAACUGAAGAACGUCUCCAGGAUGGAUUCACUCGGCUCACUCUUCCAUUGCCACGCCCUGCAUAACCAAAACAGGAUGACCUCAUCACCAGGCCUCCACUCGUGUACUUACUCACCCAACAUCUCCAGCAUGGCUGCACUCAGGUGGCAGUGCUCUCUCCUGUAUCAGAGCUGAGGGGCUCUACCAAGCACCACGGGCCCUCCUGUCUGGGUGACUACAUCUUCCAAGUCUGUACCCUACAUCCACGCCCUCGGAGACCCCUUCAGCAGCAGUGUCACCCUGCGCCAUUUUGAAGUGCCCCUCUCCAGUGGUUGCACCAAAGAAGGCCCGGACGUCCGACACGGGGUCGAAGGAGAUAGCCCUGUAUGUGCUGAAGAUGGACGAGGAGCGGAGGGGCGAUCACUGCUGGGCCUCCUGCAACAGCUGGCCAGGAGUAUAGCCUACCUGGCUGGUAUGAAAAUGAACCACCGGAGAAGCUUCUCCAUUCGCUAUUUAACCCAGAUGCUGCAUCCGUGCUUCCUGAGAGCGGAGCCUCCGUGUGUUCAGCUGGCUCAGCAGCUGUCUGAAGGGUGAGGAGGUAGCACCUACCUGCCCGGCAUCUGUGAGAGGACCAAACUACUGGUGCUGGUUGCUACGCCCUGUACAUGAUUGGAAAUGGCAAUGCCACUUCAGUUGAUGUUUCGAAGUAUCUAGCCAAGCUCUCCAGGCCAGAAGAAAACUAAUUGCAGCAGCUUUGAGGAGACAUAGCAGUAUGAAGCCUGACGCUCCAAAUGAAAGUUUGGCUGAAAAGCUUGUUGUUUGGGUAACAUCAGCAGGUUUCACAUUGAAAGACCUGGAAUCCAUGCUCUUUGGUGUGGCUCUGCCCAUCAGAUGCCAUCUACCAGUGUCGAGAGCAACCCUGCUCUGACUGGUCAGAGGUUGUCUGCCUGUUGAUUGGUCGAAAGGACCUCAUCAAGAAAGCACACAGAGUUACCGUGGCCAAAGGCAAAGCUUGUGUGUGUGUGGUCCGGGGCUGAUGCUGGAGGCUCCAGCCACCACAGAGGCAGAGGAUAAGGAGGUUGAUAUGAGUGAUCUGAACCAGGACGUGAUUGGUCUCAUCUGGGGCCAGGAGCUUCAUAUCCAGGAGGCCAGACAUCUCCUCCAGAGCUCCCGACCAGUCAGGCUCAGCGAGGUCCACCUGGCCGAGACUGCUGCAGCUGUGCCAGCGUUCCAUGGCUCUGCCAGUGGGCAGAGGCCUGUUGACUCUCUUCUCCUACCACCCUGUGUCAACAGAGCCCCUACCUGUGCCUAAACUCAACCUUACUGGUACUGCAUCCCUCAGGCCUUUCUCAUACCUGUAUCUGAACAGCGGGAACAUUGACCUUCCUCCCAACAUGACUAGCUGGUCCAGCUUUCACAACGGGUUGGCUGCAGGCCUGAAGAUCGCCCCGGCCUCCCAGGUGGACUCUGCCUGCAUUGCCUACAACAUGCCCAAGAGCCCUGAUCAGGCUAACGAGUACACAGGCUUCAUGUCUCUGGGCCUCAACGGACACCUCAGCAAGCUGGCCACACUCAACAUACAUGACUUCUUCACCGAGAGCAUCCACAUUCCCGCACUGCUCCCACUCACCUCCACUGAGCUAGACGUACCGCACAACGUGCAGGUGGCGGCUGUGCUGUGCAUCGGCCUGGUCUUCCAGGACACGGGCCACCGCCACAACGCAGAGGUGUGGACUCCCCCUGGUCCUGAGAUGGAGUACUGCACAGACAGAGAGCCCUACUCCUUGGGCUGGCCCUGGGUAUGGUCUGGCUGGAGCAACUGCUUUCUUGCGGAGGACUACAGGGUCAAAGUGGAUACUCUUAGCAAGCAGGUAGCAAACCUACACAAGCUGCUGGGGAAUCCACGCGCCGGUCUGGUGGAAGUGUCGCCGCCGUGUCGGCUCUCCACAGCCGACUGGCCGGUGCUCAGCAGGGAUCCAUCCCCAAAGGGGCCUCCCCCAUCCCUGGAGAACGGAGCUGUUCUCAACCCAACAAACCAGCCAUGGAGCGACGUCACUCGCCGUGGAAGUCGAAGAAAGCAUCCUCUGGCAACAGGGGUUUCCAUGGAGAUAUUAAGCCUGGACCUGACACAGACCAGAAAUGACUUUGCCGCCCUGGAUCCAGAGGUUCCGGCGCCUUCUUCCUUAGGGGCUUCCCAUUCAAGAUCGGAUCUGGAGCAGAAUACUAUGACCAGAGACUUAAGAAUGUCCCAAGUGUGGGGGUUUCUGGUCAUCAACGUGGACGUCACCUGUCCUGGAGCGACCCUGGCUAUGAUCUACCUGAAGACCAACACCAGGUCUAUCGCGGGUAGGCUGAAAGCUCCAGACACCAUGUUCCUCCUGGACUGCACUCUGGGUCAGUACAGACCUGUCUUUUUCACUGAGCCAGACCCCCGGAGCUCUCCGUCAGUGGUUCCCAACCUAGAAGCUUGGCACUGUCUCCUCUCCCUCCUCAGACACUGGUCAGGUGUAUCAUCAUUUGGGAUGAGAUUCUGCCCAACUCGAAAGCAGCAAUGUGCCUCCGCUCUCUCAGCAUGGCUGGAUAUAAGAGACAGAGAUGGUGUGUUUAGUCACAUGAUGAUGUGUGGGACGACUCCUGUCCUCAGGCAAGCCCAUGACCACAUAAUUGCUGGAACCUGUAUGACUGUGGGAUUCCACUUCGCUGGCUCGGCCAACUCUGACGCAUUCGACUGCUUGUAAAAUUUCGCAAGGAACUUCAUGCAGUGUUUGACAUCAGCAACAGUUACGGGCCACUAUAACUUAGAGAUGUGUCUGAGCAUGUUGUUGUCCAUGGUGAUGGCUGGCUCUGGUAACCUGAAGGUGCUGGAGCUCUGCCACGUCCUCCACAAGAGGACCAGAACUAUGACCCACCACAUGGCCCUGGGCAUGCUCGUCCUGGGAGGAGGGAGGUACACUCCAACUCGGCCAUCGCUACCUUGCUCUGUGCGCUCUACCACCAUUUUCCUGCCCACAGCACAGAUAACCGAGCAUAGGGGACUCUGUUAUGAGGAGAUUACAGCGGAACUGAUGGCCCCCACCAUGUUGCCUGAGCUGCAGCUCCUCAAUAAGAUUCAAGUAAAAGGACCAUUGAUACUGGAAGCUGUCCAUAGACCUGAAGUAAAGGAACUCCACAUCUUCAAGAUGGGGUUCUGUAUCUGAAGCUGCGUGCCCUAUAAGGUCGACCUUCUGGACUGGAAGAAUCUAUUAUCCCCCAACGUCGUCAACAGGAACUCAGAAGUCCGCACAUUCAAGGAAGUACAUCGUUCCCUGAGCUCCUGUUGAAGUUGUCAGCUAUGCAUCCCUGUACAAGCCUUGCUGCGCCUGGGCCCUCUCCUCCUGGGGACUGCAAGCUUUAGGACUGGACAACAGGCCUGUUGAAAUUACCUGACCUUUGACCGCUAACCUUGGUCUCUUACUUUACCUUGGUCUUGACCCAGAAGGGUCACUCUGCCUGCACUGCUUGUUGCAGCUCACAAGAAAUGGACCUGAUAUUAUAUUAAAUAUCAUUGUAAAAGCUUUCUUGAUACAGAUUGUAUGUCAAAUGUUUGUACACUACCUGUAUUCCAUAUAAAAUAAUGCAGUAAAUAAAAAGUGAUUUGAGA
Messenger RNA from Salvelinus namaycush (lake trout), 4197 nucleotides. RefSeq names its product anaphase promoting complex subunit 1 (gene anapc1). Gene Ontology annotation, biological process: metaphase/anaphase transition of mitotic cell cycle; protein K11-linked ubiquitination; anaphase-promoting complex-dependent catabolic process. Gene Ontology annotation, molecular function: molecular adaptor activity. The record is from RefSeq and is a predicted model, not a curated record. NCBI's taxonomy places the organism in Eukaryota, Metazoa, Chordata, Actinopteri, Salmoniformes, Salmonidae. Gene Ontology annotation, cellular component: anaphase-promoting complex.